Messenger RNA from Cannabis sativa, 1265 nucleotides. RefSeq names its product protein TIFY 3B. Gene Ontology annotation, cellular component: nucleus. Bases 340 to 921 code for a protein of 193 amino acids. Gene Ontology annotation, biological process: regulation of jasmonic acid mediated signaling pathway; regulation of defense response; response to wounding. NCBI's taxonomy places the organism in Eukaryota, Viridiplantae, Streptophyta, Magnoliopsida, Rosales, Cannabaceae. The transcript has 5 exons. The record is from RefSeq and is a predicted model, not a curated record.
UAAUAAUAAUAAUAAAAAUUAAAUAGAAAUUGGGGUGUGGGGAAGAAUCAAGAAAGAGACCUGAGAAGAAUGAAGAGCUGUUGAGGACAAGUAGAAGGAAGGUGUUAUAACAGUAUAAUAUAUAAUUAUAUAUACAUGUGUAAUUUGUAAUUUGUAAUUAAAUAUCGUAAACAACGACUACCCCGUGAUAGUCGGUAUUCAUAGUAAUUUUUUAUUAUUUGUUUUCUUUCUUUGUAACCUUUUAAAGCAAAACAAAUAAAGGUCCGGCCUUUAGUUUAGACGUGGUUUCUUUCUGGUUGUUGUGUGGUCUUCUUUCUGUGAAGUUUUUUUGCUUUGAAAAUGGUGAUAGAGAACAGAUCUGAUUCUGAUGGGGUAAGGCUUGAAGAGGAGCCUAAAAUUUCCCAUGUAGAGCUGAAGAAGGGAGAGGAAGAAAAAGAGCUGGACAGGAAUGAUGACUCCAAAUCAAUUUUCCAGCCUUUGUCUGAAUCCAGAUCUGAAACAAUGCCAAAAUCUGCUUCAAACACUGCACCUGCGGCUCAGCUUACCAUCUUUUAUGGUGGGUGCGUCAAGAUCUUUGAUGGAAUUCCUGAAGAAAAGGUCAAUGAAAUUAUACGUAUGGCUGCUGCCACUGCUGCUGCCAUUAAGUCCAGCAAUAUGAAUAAUAUGGAGGCUGAUAAUGCCUCUAGUUCACCAGUUCCUCCGAGGUCUCCUGCAAUUCAAAAUGCGGCUGCAGUGGGUUCUCUUCUUGCCCAGCUUUGCCCUGCUCAGAAGAGUUCCCUUAACAAACUGCAAGCUGAAUUUCCAAUUGCAAGAAGGCACUCCCUUCAGAGUUUCUUGGAGAAGCGCCGGAACAGGCUGGUAAGCAAGAGCCCAUAUCCUUCUUCACCAAUGAUGAAGGUAGAAAAUGACUCAGUUGUCUGACCUUGUCCUGCAGUGAUGAUUUCAUCACUUUCGACAAGGUUUUUAUGGUUCCAGGAGGAAUAUUAACCUAUUGUUUUUUUUACCUUUGAAUAAACUAUGUAUGAAUUUAUUGUGAAAUCUUCACUUGCUUAUGGAGAAGUGUAGUCUUGUAAAAAAAAACUUAUGUCUGACUGUACUAAAGUGAACUUAGUAGUGAUGAUGUAUUUUGAUUUGUGUCUUACAAGGACUUAUAACCCAAAUGGUCUCUUAGUGUUGUAACUUGUAUCCUUAAUAGGCCUUGGGAAUUUGUUCAUGUAUUACAUUAUCUCCUUGAAUCAUCUGAACGAAUUGGUAUGUUUUUACUA